Molecule: messenger RNA, 2253 nt
Organism: Anthonomus grandis grandis
Lineage: Eukaryota; Metazoa; Arthropoda; Insecta; Coleoptera; Curculionidae
Product: PR domain zinc finger protein 15-like
Exons: 5
Coding region: 103-1323 (406 amino acids)
Source: RefSeq, a predicted model, not a curated record
UCUGUUGAAUUUUAUUGAGUGACAGCUAGCGAAGCCACAUAUACAAUAACCAGGAAAUAGUUUUCUAUAUAUGAUUUUUUAUAUAAGUGCAAGAUAUUAAAUAUGAAAAAGGAUAAAAAAUAUGAAAAGGCUCGUUGCGGUCUUUGUUUGGCCUGGAUGCCGAGCUUACAAAUUCUGAAAAUGCAUCUGAUUGCAGGACACUCUAAGGUUCAACUAGCUCGUGAGUAUUUAAAGCUGUAUAUUAGGCAAAUAUUCCCGAAAAUGUUCACUAAAAAGCGCCAAAAUGCGAAAAAAGAAGCGAAAUAUGACAAUGAUGUGUUUGACGCUGAAAAAACAGAAACAGUAUUUGCCAAUGAAAGUGUCCAAAUUUUAUGCAGGGAUAAUGAUAUAAUUAUUAGAGACGAUAAAAGCUCUGUUGAUAUGGAGUUUUCAUUUGAUGAGAAUUCGAGUGAUAUGGCAACUAAUAUAAAAUCGAAUAAUAAUAUAAAUAGUGAAAACUGGCCAAACAAAAAGUUGCUGAGACUGAAAAAGGAUGAAAAUACUGGCAUGAAGUUUGAAGUGACCACUUCGUCGAGCAGUGCUUCCAGCGAAGAUCAUUCAAACAAUAAGUUUUCAUUUAAAAAGCGAAUAAGAAAGAGAAGAAAUACCAGAGACAGCACUAGACAUUAUAAAAUUAACAUUAGUAGAUCUAGCAACGCCUUCAACAAUAUUAAUGCUGAUGUUUCCCAGUGCGACAAAAAACCCAACAAAAAAAUAUUUACGGAAAAUCCCAAAUUAGCGUCAGACACCGAAUCCGCCUCUGAUACCGGUAGAAGUUAUAGAAAACUAUUUUAUUGUCACGUGUGUGGCAACGGUUAUAAGGAUUGCAAAUUGCUUUUGGAGCAUCUUCAGGUCCACGAAAAUCGUUGCAAGUUAUGUAAUGAAAUGUUGGCGACAAGGGAACAAUAUAGAGAGCAUCUACAAAGCCAUCUUUUUAAGAUUUUCGUUUGUCACCUUUGUAACUAUGAGUUUCCCUUAAAACAUUUACUUCAUAAACAUUUAGAUAGUCAUAUUGAAGAUUCUGUGCUAGAGUCUGUUAUUGACAUGGAAGAAGAAUAUAAAGCUUCCCCGUGUAGACUGUCCUCCAACGCGCCAUAUGAAUGUAGUAUAAACAGCAUAAUGUGCUAUUUGUUAGGUGAUAACUUUUAUCGAGAUGCCAACAGUAACAUACUGUCUCAUAAAAUUUUUUGUGAUAUUUGUUUUACCGAAGUGUAUAAGGUGGACUACCAUACCCAUAUGCAAACUGUGCAUUGCGUUUAUGGUUAUAAUUGGCCCAAAGAGUGAAUAUGAAAGGGAACUUCAGGAUAAAUAUUUAUUUUUUUAAAUAUAUUAUAUUGGGUGUUUUAGAGUUGUGGUCACAAUUUCCUUUCAUCAAAAUUUGAAAGUUUUUAUAUAAACAUGGGUACAAAAAAGCCAGGAUAAAAAAAAAAUUACGCAUUUUUGCCUACUCCUGGACUAAUUAGAUUUGCUUCACAAAUUCCAGGUCUGGACUUAGCAAGGUUAUUUUUUGAAAAAAAAAUGAUGGUCCAGUGGUUCUUAAAACCGCGUGACCCACAAAUGAAGAAAACGUUACAAAAUAUGAAGACUAAGUCAAUGAUUAUAAUGCACACUAUUUUAAGCGUUAAUUAUUUAUCUUUGUACGCAUAGAAUAAUUACUUGGGCAAUAAACGCGUAAGCAUGUAAGUAAAAAUAAUUCUCAAGAGCCACUAUUGUUGCGCAGUUCGGCAGAAGCGCUUAAAAUUUUUAAUUAAAACCUAUUUUUUUUUAAAUUUGUAUCGUGAAAACGAAGCAUUUUUGAGAAUAAUAAAUAAUACAAUAGUUGUUACCGGAGUAUCCCUAUUUACCAUUUAUAGUGAAAUUUAAUUUAAACUAAAAUAUUUUUUCCUAAUUUUUGUUCAGACGAAAAUCUAUUCAUACGAAUUUUUAUCAAAUUUUGAUGAUUGGAAGCACACCUCAGGCUCUUGUCACCACAAAUCUAAAACUCCCUGUAUAAUUAUUAGUUAUAAGAAACUUUUUUUUGUUGUUACAAAUAGAAUCAAUUCUUUAAUUUCCGUUUUUUACAUUAUGGGAAUGUAUUCUUGAUUUUAGGCAUAUAUUUAUUAGAAAUUACAUUUAAUUUUAAAGAUGGCGGUUGUGAAGUUGUUUUUUUGUUUUAAAUAAAUAAAUAUAGCCUUUGUUAAAUAUAUACAAUUUAACAAAAAAAAUUAAGCAGGA